This is a messenger RNA of Trichogramma pretiosum, 1344 nucleotides long. Its product is annotated as putative gustatory receptor 28b. The record is from RefSeq and is a predicted model, not a curated record. The coding region runs from base 33 to 1220 and encodes 395 amino acids. Gene Ontology annotation, biological process: sensory perception of taste. NCBI's taxonomy places the organism in Eukaryota, Metazoa, Arthropoda, Insecta, Hymenoptera, Trichogrammatidae. The transcript has 8 exons. Gene Ontology annotation, cellular component: membrane; dendrite; axon.
UUGAGUGCUCGCGCGAGCACGUAAUAACGAAAAUGGUUCGUUCCGUUUUAUGCAGUCGUCUCGAGCUCGUUACACAACUGAACAUGGCUCACGAUCUUUACACCGUUAUCGAGUCGAUGGGAUGGAUGUAUCGAUUGUUCGGCAGCUUCCCUCUGAUUUUGAAGGGCCCGGUCGGCUCGAGGCAGUACGCCCUCAGCACCGCACUGGUGACCUACAACAUCAUAUUUUAUCUGGUCGUCGUCAAGCUGUUUUCCGACUGCCUCGGAUCGACUUUGCACACCUUCGAUGUGGGAAAUUUGAAGUUUUUGAUGAUCUUCACGAGAUUACUCGAGAAUGUGUUAACUGCCAGUGACUUUGCCAUUAUUAGAAUAAUUUAUUGCAAAACAAUCAUCUCGAACCUUAACAUUUUAAGCAUGCAAGACAAAGUCUUGAACAAAUUCGGCCACUCGUUCAAUUACAAAGUCAGAGCUAGAUUGACUGCUCUACUCACUAUCGUGACAUCGAUUAUCAUUUGUGGAUUGAUAAAUGCAGACCUGUACGCCCAGGAUUUUGCGGAAAUUCUUAUCCUCAGAAUCGUUGCGAAUAUUAAUUUUUUCAUUCAUUACGCUAAUAUUCUGCUGUUCGCUAUGCUGCUGCUGAACGUGGGCUCUCGUUUCGUGGCUCUCAAUAAACUGAUCGAAUAUAAUGACGCUUUGUCGGAGGAUGCGACAGCCGCGAUGGAAUUUUUGUGCGAUUUAGCCGAGGUCCACGCGCACUUGUGCAACGUGGCCAAAUCUUUCAUCAAAAUUUUCACCCUGACGAUUUUGAUCAGCAUCGCGGGAGCAUUCGUGUACGUGACGACCAUUCUGUACUACGUAUUCGUGUCCAUGAAGUACGGCAUCGCGACCGUGGGAGCUGCCAAUUUCUGCUCCAUGAUCAGCGUGCUGAUUCUCAACGUGUUCCUGGUUUUGAGCAUCGUACUGAGCUGCAGCUGGACGAGUUGUCAAGCCAACAAGACGAUAGAGAUUCUUCAGCGACUCGGCCUGAAAAAUCUCAAUGACGAGAAGAACAAUCCGCUGAUCAAUGUGACUAGACAUUUUUCAAUGCAAGUAUUGCAUCACAACUUAAUAUUUACGACUGCGGGACUUUUCUCACUGGAUUCGUCUCUGCUUCAAUCGCUAGCCAGUGCCGUAACGACCUAUCUGGUAAUCCUGAUACAAUUCGAACCACAAUUGACGUGAAUCUUUGUUAUCAAUUGAAGUUAGUUGCCAUAGAUAUUAUAUAUAAGCCUCAACCACGCCCGCGCGAAAUAAUUAAACAGGCUCAUCGUUAAGCGAUAUACGUAUGCACGUUAUUAUAUCUAUA